AUACUAAAUCAUGACCUUCAGAUUUCGUAGUAGCUUAAUAUUAUACAACACUACAAAAAAUGGGAUCUAGUAACAGCACACUUGCUAAUGUGUCCAAGGAUGAGCCACUACAAAGAUUUGUAGGGACUGAUGGAAUACCACCUAACAGUGAAUAUUGGAUGGAAUUUUUGUCUUCGGUUGGCUCAACAACAAAAAGCAGCUCUCUCAUAGAUUUUGAAAAAGCAAAUAAACGUUUGCUAAAGGAUUUGAAGAAAAACAACCUUCACUCUCGUAACAUUCCCAACCUCACGCAAUUUCUUAUAUUAAAGAUGUCAGAAUUAAUAGCCUCACCAGACAUAUGCGAAGAUACAGUAUUAAUUGCUCAAAAUGGACUACUUAUUCUACGUUUGUCGGUGAAGUACUUGAUGGAGCACUGCUCUGAAGCUAGAUUUUUCUCUCACUUCUCUGUUAAUUCUCCUGAAGGUCCCCAUUGUUUGUCUGUAAUUGAAUGUUUGUUCCCUGUACUGUUCAGGCUCAUAACUAAUCUGCCUAUCCAAGACAAUACUUACUUGUUGCAUUGCGAAGCUCAUUUGUUGUGUAUAGUGUUACUCUCUAGACAAAUGUAUAAAGAACUAUCGGCUCCUCUACCACAAGUCUACGUUUCUGUUGUCUGGGGAAAAUGUGCAUCUCUUGCUCCUGCUUUAGUUUACCGAUUAUUGUCUAACUUUUCUGAAAAUCGUCCUGUCCCAACACUUUUACAUGGCAUUGAACAAUACAGUUUAAUAUGGCGUGCGGCGUCGUCUAUUGCAGGUAGUUUAGUUACAAUCGUCACACUUGGUGGUUACUUCAGUCGCACUGCCAAUAGUUCAACAAAAUCAGAUAUACAGAACAGUCCGCAUGUUGCAGUUGUUGAACCAGUAAAAAAUAAUGUUUCCACAGAUCUUUUAACAUCAGAAUCAACUAUAAAAUCAAACGAACAGUGUCAUCUAUUGUCAAAUGUCAGCUCACUACUUUUAUUGAUACUUACUACUCAGGCUGGAUCUAUUGAGAAGACUAUAUCAACUUAUUCAGAAAAUAAUAUUAAAGAUUCAAAUUCUCUAGGACGAAAUCCAUAUCGAACAACACUUUUUUCUUUACAAGAUGAAGUUACUCAAAAAAACCAAGUUGAUUCAAUAAUGGAUACAACUCACGUGCUGCCAAAGUCAACCCCUCGAUUACAGCCAGGUGGUGCUACAUUAAAUGGACAUUUAAACAUAGUUACUCAAUCAUCAUCACCACAAAUAAAUUUCACUGCAAUCUGUGAUACAGCAGCCUCGACAUUGUCUCAGGACAGUAGCCCACUGUUAUUGUACCUUUUAGUUCAUCGAAAUACAAACUUUCAUUCGUUCAUUAUGCAAGAGCGGGGUUAUGAGAAAGUGCUUCCACCACUAUUAAAUAUUCUUUAUAAAUCCCAGUCACAUAACUCGCAUCUUGUCUACAUGGCAUUAAUUCUUUUGUUGAUAUUUACGGAAAAUGAACAAUUUGGACGCGAUAUUCACACAUCAGAUAUUAAAUGGGUUCAGUGGUCAUCAAGUCGUCGACUUUCGAAUGUUUCAUAUGGAAGUUUAACUGUAUUAGUUCUUUGUCGUACCAUUCAAUACCAUUUGAACCAACUGAAGGACAAAUACCUUCAUGUUAAUAUUUUGGCAACUCUAGCAAACUUAUCCCCCCGAAUUACUAAACUUCAUCCUCAUGCAUGUGAUACACUAGUUGGUUUACUGCAAUUGUUGAUCAAGCGUCAUAAUAAAACUGUGGACAUUUUACGUAAAAUGUCUGAUGACAACCAAUCACAAUCGGCUGCCGAAAUCACUAAACUUCUAUCAAAUACAUCACUUAUAUCAUCUAAUACACAGGAAGAAAUGGUUCAAGAGUUAGCCUUACUUGAAGAAGUAAUUCGAAUGCUGUUAGAAAUUAUUAAUUCAAUUCUUACACAUACGAUGGUGUCGAAUCCAGAUUUAAUUUAUUCUCUUUUGUAUAAAAGGGAUUCAUUUACAUCACUUCGUUCACAUCCAUCGUUUCAGAAUGUGCUUCAAAACAUUGAUAUUGUUUUAACUCAUUUUUCAAAGAAAAUUGAAUUAGAAUUAGGACCUCAACCAACUCAACCACAAGCUGUUAUGCAAGUGAUUAUAAAACAUGUUGGUAAUACGCAAAGAAGUUGUAAUCUGAAAGUAAUUUAACAAAUAUUAUCGAUUAUUCUGUUAAAAUUUCUAAUUUUUCUCAAUUUUUAAUCUUUGUCAACUUUAAAUAAUAACAAAAUUAAUUACAGGAAGUACAAACUAGAAACAGAUGGUUAACAAUAAACGAAAUUCUGGACUUUUAUACAAUUCACUGUUACCAAUGAAAAUUGCUUUUUCUGAUCACAACUAGUAGUUGCCUACGUAAUUCAUUACGUAUCUGUUGUAAAUCUGUCUUAACUAUACAACUAUCUCAUUCUUAAGAACUUUCGUAUAAAUUUAAAUGAUUAGUUUCACAAUAUUUAGGCGCUUAGUUGACGUAAAACAAUGAGGAUAAAGAACAUAUUUGUAAAAUGUCAGCUCAAACUACAGUUGAGCGUCGAUGUUGUGUUUAUUUAAUAAGAAAAUCGUUAUAAGAUAGAAAAUAGUAUUAACGGUGACUUGUUUAUGGAUUCUAUUCACAGUAUUUAAAGCGAAUUUCUCGUAUGAACUAUAUAUUUGCGUGUUAGCAUUCAGUACUUGUAGUAUGUGUCCAGAAUUGUUGUGGAUGCGAAAGGAUAGACCAAUAAUUAUCAUGUUAAGUCCAAUGGUGUCCUUGGACUUUAAAUGGACAUUUCCUACUGGUCGAUAUAUGUCCACUUGUUGAAUAUUGUACAAAAUGUUGUUUUCUAUUUUUAUGGUACGAUGUGGUAUGUUUGGUUAGUAUAUAAAUAGAGUAUGUCUGAAAUACAAUGAUUCAUAACUCAGAGGCUGAGAUUUGUGUUCUGGACUCAACUGGCUGGGAUAGACAGGGAAUCGGGACCAAUCGUAACUCUAGGUCGUCCAUUACGUCCGUACGUGUUCACGUGUCAUUGAAGCGGUCGAUAAGUACGCUGUUCUCUAGUUUUUCUGUCAAGGACACAACAAUUAGCACAGGGUAGAAAUCAACCACAACUUAAAGUCCCAACAAGAAUAAAAUCUCGUGUUUCAGAAAUAGACUGUCGAUUAUAUUCGUUUUUUGGUUCGGUGAAACUUUACAUCCUUUCAUCCACCCAGAUCCCUUAAUAAAUGUAUACAGAGCAAGAAUAAAAAGGUUUAAAAAAUAAAAUGAAUUCACUCUCUUUCACGGUUUUUCAUCAGUUGCAUACAACCUAAAACUACGAUUAUUAAUAUAAUUAAUAGAAUAAUUUAGUGUGUGAAAUUUAAGUAAAUGUUCGGUAUGUUACUAAAAUCAUUUGACCCAAAGUGUAUGAUGAUGAAAUUAGUGUCUAGAUAAUUAAACAACACGAUAAAAUAAACAAGUAUGUGAAUAUCAAUAAGGUUGUGUAAUAGAUGGAUUUCAGAAGUCGAAGGAAUAAUAAAGAUAAAAAGCUUGUGGACAGGGUUGAAAAAACGAACUUCAUACAAGUUAUAAGAUAAGUAUCCAAUCAUAAUGGCAGGGAAAGGUUAAUCACCUUUUCCUGUUGUAUAUAUAGAUCAGGUCGAAAACGUUUGAAAGCGAUUGCCUAAGCCAAACGGAAUAAAAUCGCUGUUUUCUAUUCGUUUAUUAUAUUAGAUCCAUUACCCACAUUCACGUCAUGUCCACUAUAUCCAUUAGGUGUCUGGCUAUUUCACUUGUAAAGAUUUUACUCCCUUUCAGCCGUAGGUUCCUGGGAAUGUGUUCAGAAAACCUAGUAGAAGCCCUUCUCUCUGCCCUUCUUAUAUACUUGCUACGGCAGGUACAUUUGACUUCAUAAAUGUAAUUGGAUAUGACAUCGGGAGGAUAUAGAUGUAUUUUUGAAUGGUGUAAAAAACGCCUGGUAUUGUGUAGUGAAACUAAUUAGGUAACUUCUUUUCAGUGCCGCCGCAUCUUUUAUCCCCAGUAUAUAAGUGAGAAUUGGAAUUGGUUUCGCUUGAUAAUUAGUGAUUCAUGUGCCAUAAAAACUUGGUUAUAUUAGUUUUUGUCCACUAACUACUCACAUCAUAGACUUAUAUUGACAUAUAAAGAAAAGUGUAAGUCACCCUCAUAAAGUAACGUCAAUUAGUUUCAUGUUUUUCUCCCCUAGCUUACACAUGUUCUUUGUAUUCUACUUUUUGUACCCCAGAAAUUCCCAGAUCUGAAAUUUAAAUAUGUAGAAGAAGAAUCCCCAGAUGAAUUUUUCAUACCAUACGUUUGGUCUGUUGUACGACGCCAGUCAGGCAUACAUUUUAAGUCUGAAUCGCUAUUGUUAUUCUCGCCUGCUCCUCAAGACAUUCAAAAUACAACUGAAAACGACGACAUUAGUGAAGACAAUGAUAGUGUAAUGAAUAAUGGCGAAUCAAAUCAUGAGCAAGUACUGGUUUAACCAUGUCAAACAAUUUUUUUGAACAACCCUCGUUCUAUGAGUGCUUGCUGCUAAUUCUGUUGUUAAAUGUGUUCAGUGUCAUGUAUUUGACGAUAAUGAACUUUUAUGAAAUUUCCUCUUUCAGCUGUCUGUGAUCAAUAUCAUGGUUUGGUUUGAAUUUAGUUCUUUUUUUCUUUUCUUCACUUUCAAUUUUGUUUCUAGUUACACUUAUUGUCUUUUUUUUUUUACAAAUUUUUCAUAUUUUAUUAAAAUAGAAAGUUUUUCCAU
Molecule: messenger RNA, 4762 nt
Organism: Schistosoma margrebowiei
Lineage: Eukaryota; Metazoa; Platyhelminthes; Trematoda; Strigeidida; Schistosomatidae
Source: the annotation of a GenBank genome assembly